AUGGGAAUUGCACGGGCCAUGGUGCUCGCCACAGCGCUGCUGACCUGGCUGCAAGUGAGCCUGUGCAAGCACCACGUGGACCUCUCCAGUUCAGGGAAAUCUACGUUCCUCCUGAAUGUAGUCCCAGGAGACACAGUGGUAUACACGUGUCCAUACAGUUUUAACAAAGACAUGAGACACAUCUGUGCACGUGAGAGAGAUUUCUUUGACAGAAAACUCUUCUGUUUCGAGCACGUCAUAAUUAAUAGAAGCGUCUUCCAAUUGAGGGACUACGUGAGAGGAGCCUACAACAUCGUGAGCAAAUAUGUGAACAACGUAUAUACGGCGGAGUUCACUGUGCCCCCUGUUGUUCUCAUGAAUCGACAUUUCGAAUGCUACUGCUAUAUGGAUGAUGGGGGUAGGGUACAGAAGAAGACGCUGAAGGUACAUAUAUCGAAGGGUAUUGUUAGGAAGACCCCUGGAUGUGACUUCAACGAUGAGUAUAGAGAAAAUACUGCUAUUACCACCUUUAACAAAAUGAAUCGGAAAAUAGCUAAGGCGUGUGAUAGCUACCCCCGCGGUGGAGAUACCAUCACUCUGUUGUGUCCUGUUAACUACACGGUCCAACCGGAUGGAUGCUUCAACCAAGUUUAUGUAAAAAAGGACGACGUACAAAACAAUAAAAACCUACUGGAGGAAAGAUUCAAUAUAAGUCGUAAGUUUGAGCAAGACAAAUACAAGGUAGUUGGUAUUGAGACGCUUUUUGGAAAAAAGUUGGAUAGCGUAGGAGAUGAAAUAACCAGAUUUGCUAAAAUACCCGUUACAAAUGAUGAAAUCAUUUUUACCUGCACAUGUAAGGAAAAUAAUGGCUCAGACAUACUCAUGAUGAAUGUAUAUAUAAACGAAAGUUACGACAAAUUCGUUGAACCUAAUCAGGGGAAGUCUGCCCAAUCCAAUCAGGGGAAUCCCGUCCAGUCUAAUCAGGGGAACCCCGUCCAGUCUAAUCAGUGGAAUCCCGUCCAUUCUAAUCAGGAUAAGUCCGCUCAGUUUAAUUACGAGAGGUGGGUGAACCAUAAUAAUGGCCAGGUGGAGUACUCCAGGCAUAAGUUCAGUUCCACCAACGUUAGUCAGACGGAGGUGCGCGGUGCAGCGUCCUCUUCCUUUUUCGCUCACAUGCUGCUCUGUGCACUGUCACUGCUUCUGCUGGGUUAG
Plasmodium coatneyi is the source of this 1191-nucleotide messenger RNA. RefSeq names its product S48/45-like protein. Gene Ontology annotation, biological process: symbiont entry into host. Gene Ontology annotation, cellular component: plasma membrane; cell surface. The transcript has a single exon. The record is from RefSeq and is a predicted model, not a curated record. Lineage: Eukaryota; Apicomplexa; Aconoidasida; Haemosporida; Plasmodiidae. The coding region runs from base 1 to 1191 and encodes 396 amino acids.